CUCGCGACAGGGAACUCGUGAGACUGAGGAAGAGAUCAAUAAACGAAACACCAGCAUGAAGACAUGACCAUAGCCGACUUUUCCCAAUGUAGUCUGAGUUUGUUUUGCGUUGUAUAUGUGUAAAGUGUUGCCGUUUUAAAAAUGCCAGAGUCAUGGCUGUUCCCAACAGUCUUAUUAUGUUUGUACGGCUUUUUCUCGAACUGCCGACCUUUGGAACCUUUCCUGACGGCUUUUCUCCUGGGACCAGAUAAGAACCUCACCGAAACGCAGGUUAUAAAUGAAAUCUACCCAUUUUGGACCUACUCUUAUCUGGUACUACUUAUCCCAGCCUUCCUGGCAACCGACUACCUUCGCUACAAGCCCCUGCUCAUUCUUCAGGCUGGAAGCUUUAUUGUAACCUACGCCAUGAUUGUGAAGGUACAGAGUGUAACGGCCAUGCAGUUGCUGGAGUUCUUCUUUGGGCUUGCCACAGCGACAGACAUUGCUUACUACUCCUACAUCUACAGUGUGGUGGACCAGGCCCAUUACCAGAAGGUGACCGGGUUCUGCCGGAGCAUAACACUUCUGGGCUCCUCCAUCGGUUCUCUGCUGGGACAGGUGCUGGUGUCUGCUGCCCAGGUCCCUUUGCAGUAUUUGGGCAUCAUCACACUGUCAUUUGCCUGCAUUGCCUUCUUGACUCCCUGGUUCCUGCCUAUGCCAGCAAAAAGUCUUUUCUUCCACCACAAGGACCUCCACAAGCAGGAGAAUGGAAGCUCGGCGUCCCCCACAGAGUCUGAAGGGGACAGCCUGGAAUGCAAGGUGCCGCUGAAUUCCGAGGAUCACGGGGGCCGUGAUGAGAAGCGCCGCAGCGGUCUGGCGGAGGUGCUGCGUCUGCUGUGGGUGGACUUCCUGCAGAGCUACUCCAGCAGCACGCUCCUCUCCUGGUCGCUCUGGUGGGCCCUCUCCACCUGCGGCUACUUCCAGGUCGUCAACUACGUGCAGCCGCUCUGGGAGAAGAUCCUGCCCUCCAAAGAGUUCCAAAUUUACAACGGCUACGUGGAGACCAUUUCCACCUUAUUGGGUAAGUCAAAUAUAAGGAUGGUAACAUUUUAAUUUGGGGCCCUGCCGCGGCCAAACGGUAGGGCGCUCGUCCACCGCACGGCUG
Messenger RNA from Engraulis encrasicolus (European anchovy), 1144 nucleotides. Its product is annotated as thiamine transporter 1-like. The coding region runs from base 142 to 1092 and encodes 316 amino acids. Gene Ontology annotation, molecular function: vitamin transmembrane transporter activity. The record is from RefSeq and is a predicted model, not a curated record. Gene Ontology annotation, biological process: vitamin transport; transmembrane transport. The transcript is spliced from 3 exons. Gene Ontology annotation, cellular component: plasma membrane. NCBI's taxonomy places the organism in Eukaryota, Metazoa, Chordata, Actinopteri, Clupeiformes, Engraulidae.